GCAGAGCAGGACCUCCGAAGAGAAAACGGAGCGUGAACCCGGUUGUUGUAGGCUACUAUUUCUCUGGUCCGUUUUCUAUCCGUUUUGGGGUUUGACAGCUGUUUUAGUAGCGGCUCCUCUGUUCGCCUCGUCUGGACCGACUAAACGCCGCGCUUACAGACUCAAAAAUGGAGAUAGAGAAGGAAGUAAAAAAGAUGACCCUCGGACACGAGUUUGGUGCUGGAGCGGCCUGUUUGAAAUGCAAGGACAAGUGUGAAGGCUUCGAGCUGCAUUUCUGGAGAAAAAUCUGCCGAAACUGUAAAUGUGGCCUCACAGAGCACAACGUGCAGAUGGAAUCGGAGGAGAACAAGAAGGUAGGCAAGCUGUUCGAGGACACCAAGUACACCGGCCUCAUCGCCAAGCUGAAGACGGAUGGCAUCCCCAGCUACGAUGGCAGUAUGAUGACCAUUACUCUGCCCAGCCCUGCCACUGCUUACGUUGUACCGCCGAGUGCUUCUUCCACUGUGGUGCCCCCCUCUGCCAUAGCUGGUUCUGUACAGCCUGCUGGAGCUGCUGCAGGUACAGCACCCGGCAGGCCUCAGGCUCCGCAUCAGGCUCCGCAUCAGGCUCCGCAUCAGGCUCCGCAUCAGGCUCCGCAUCAGGCUCCGCAUCAAGCUCCGCAUCAAGCUCCGCAUCAGGCUCAGCCUCAGCCUAUACCUGCCAGUGUCACUCCUAUCAAGGCUAACAAAGUGCCUGUUGCUGUCAGUGCCACAUCAGCCAGUGUGGUACCAGUCCCCAAAGAUGUGCCAAUGAAGCCUGUCACCUAUGACUGGGCACCACCAGUAGCCAAUAAGUAUCUGGCGGUGCGUUACAUUGAGCUGCUCCCACCAGAGAAACGUCCGGUGACCGGUACAGAGGGAGCUGCUUACCGCCGGCAGCAGAUGGCAUGCCAGCUGCCCGAGCAUGACCAGGACCCGUCCAUGUGCCAUGAGCUGAGCCCAGCCGAGGUCAAGCAAAUGCAGCAGUAUGUCCGCAAGUACAAGGAUGAGGCCCUGGGGGUCGGAGAUGUUAUACUGCCUGAAGAGAUGGCUCUGGUUCAGGCAGGAGGGCAGGGUGGAGCUGGGGCUGGAAGCGCACCUGGUGCUGGUGGAGCAGGGUUUGGACCUGGGGUUGGUACACCUGGAGCUGAUGCUGGCCCUGGGGCCGGUGGUGGAGCUGGAGGAGCUGGAUUUAGACCAGGAGUUAGUGGUGCUAGAGCUGGUUCUGGGCCAGGGGCUGCAGGACCUGGAGCUGGGGCUGGAGGUCCUGGCUUUGGACCUGGAGCAGGGGGUAGAGGAACUGGUGGUGCUGGGCCAGUUUCAAGUCCUGGGGGUGGACUGUCUUCUGGCUUUGGGCCCGCUGGAGGAGCCAUGGGUACUACUGCCACUGCUGGAGCCAUUGGCGUCCCUGGAGCUCAGCAACCUGGACUACCACAAAAGGCCUUUUCAUGUAAUCACUGCCAGCAGCCCAUGCGUCUGGGCGAGCCAGCUGUCUAUGCUGAGCGGGCCGGCUAUGACAAGAUGUGGCACCCAGCAUGCUUCGUGUGUUGUACUUGCAACGAACUACUGGUGGACAUGAUCUACUUCUGGAAGAAAGGCAAGCUGUACUGUGGACGCCACUAUGGAGACAGCGAGAAGCCACGCUGUGGAGGCUGUGAUGAGCUGAUCUUCAGUAACGAGUACACUCAGGCUGAGGGCCAGAAUUGGCAUCUGAAGCACUUCUGCUGUUUUGACUGUGACUGCAUUCUCGCCGGAGAGACAUAUGUGAUGGAGAAAGACAAGCCUGUCUGCAAGCCCUGCUACAUGAAGAACUAUGCUGUGAAAUGCUCAGCCUGCCAGAAUGCGGUAGAACCCGAGGCCCAGAGGGUUUCCUACGGCGAAUCCCACUGGCACGCCGAGCCACAGUGCUUCAAGUGUUCUGGAUGCUCCAAGUGCCUGAUCGGCCAGCGUUUCAUGGCAGUGCAGGGCUUCCUCUUCUGCUCUGCGGAGUGCAAAAAGAAAACCAUGGCUUAGAGGGCCAGAACACCCUCCCUCCAUCUUCUCCACAACCACUUGUGAAACCAGGACAGAUUGAGCUUAGACUAGAACCAGAGCAGGGAAGACAAACACAGGUGCAGCUGGAAUAGGGCAGAUAUGUUGGACUAUGGUUGUGUUAACAAAAAGUAGAGUGCCUGAUAAUUCUUAAUAUAGAGAUGUACUAUAAUAAUAAGUCCAUUUGUAUUUAGGUGCUCUUUUCUUUCUGUCAAUGGAAGACCACAGUAUUGAUAAAUCUGUCUAAACUAGACACUUAAACUUCUACCUUCUGGUUUGUCCUUUGCCUUAAAAUCAGCUGUCUUCUUUGAACAAGUAGAUGUUUUGUUGCUUUUCUUGCACUGUGUUUUCUUACUGAUGAGAUUAAUUUUGUAUUGGUUGGAAGCGGCAAUCUAGUUUAAUUUUAAACCUGUAUCAGUUUAAUGGUAAUAGCGCUAUUGUGACCCAAAUAACCCACUGCUGAUUUAAUGUACCAACUUGUACUGCUUUCUUCAUAGAAAAAACUACUGAUAUUCACUCUCAUAUGCAGCAAUAUGACCAGCAAUAUUAGCCAGGUUUUUGGGGUUGAUUUGCACUGUAUUCCAGUUAAAACUGAAAUCAAAUAAUAGUAAUCUUAAUCAAAUCAUUAUGCAGUAGGAUUUUGUUUCUUUUGUAUUAAGAAUUUCAACUUCCUGAAUUCAGGUGACAGGUAUGGAAGUAAAUUGCCCUAACUCUGGUAACAUUUGGCCACAAGCAGCUACUUAUUACACAUUGUCAAAUGAGGUGUAUAGUAUCAUUUUCAUAGUAUUUUAGGGGACAAAACAGUGUGGGGAAUUCCAGUAUACAUCACCUGCUACCAGUUUAUGUGGUGUACCUCUGCAAACUAUGCUAUAAAAACAACAGCCUUGCAAUUAAGUUGUGGUAUGUAGACAUGGUGUAUGACAUGGGUAUUUAUAACAUUGUCCCCUUAAUGUAUGUUAAUAUGGAUAAACAAAGUGCACAAAAAAUAUGGAUUAUAGCAUUUGCUUUUAAAUGACAAAUUGGUAACGCUCAAACUUUAUCCUCAGAAAAAGCUGUUGAAUUAAUGAAACAGCUAUCUAAUAUGGUCUUAAAAUGAUCCGCACCUCCACCGCACAUAACUGCCGCUAGGGAAUGUUCAAGAACAGCGUACUUCAUAAAGAGUUGUUCUACGUAACCCACACACAGCAGCUGUCUUUUGAUUUAAGAUAAAACGUUUCAAUAUUACUCAGAAUGACUGAAAAGCAGGUAAAAAAUCUUACGUUUCCUCUGCUAGAGUCAUCUGCUGCAUUGGCUGCAGUGGUCAGUGUUACUGCGGGACCAGAGGGGUCUGUGAGCGUGACUGGCUGGCCGGCUCGCGAGCUACUCCCACCGGUCGGCACAAGCUUUCCCCGCCACCACUUGCGGAGCUCAUUCUGUUGCUGGCCUCCGUCUGGCGUGCGCAAAGAUGAUGCAGUGAAUCUGUUUUGAAAACAAAGGGGAGGUCUCUCCAUGACUCAAACGCCUUUCCAAUGUGGACCCGUAUUUUUGCCCGUUGAUCUGAUUCUCAUUUUGGCAGUCGGGCUUCAGCAAAUAAAACUUUUUUUUGUUUGUUUUUAUCUUUACAUGGAGUUUGUAUUGGAAUCUGUGUUGUGCUGGGAGCUGGUUGUUUUUCGGCAUUACCGGUCUCCAUUUUGUUAGCUAGACAGCUAGAUUUUGAAAGUCUCCAAUGGAAAUAAAUCCCACCCCCUCCCUUCAGCUUCCAAAGCCAUUCACUAAAACACAUUUAGGUAGAUAAGCAAGUAGUCCAGCCAAUCAUUUCAUUUGUUCGGCGCUUUUUUCAAUGCUGCAUCUGCCACAGAUACUGGAUUUUUAAUUUUUUUGUUAGCACAUUUGAUUGCUGUUGGCAUGUAAAGGGAGUUUCAACAAAUAUAACAAUACUAAAUAAAACAAAAUACUUCUGAAUAAAUUGCCUACCCCACCUUUAAUUGAGGAAAACACUGGAAAUUGCUUCAUAUAAAACUAUUUUGUGUCACUAUUUUUGUGCCAUGUUUUUCCUUUUAUGCAAUAAACUGCACUUUAAAUAGGUUUUUCUUUUUCCAGUAAUCCCUGAUUACAUGAUUCCCUGAAUGCAUGUGAGUUUUUCACUUAACAGCUAAUAAAAGCCCCUACAGAGGUCUUUUCACUUA
This is a messenger RNA of Micropterus dolomieu (smallmouth bass), 4213 nucleotides long. It is a transcript of the gene tes, whose product is annotated as testis derived transcript (3 LIM domains). Gene Ontology annotation, molecular function: zinc ion binding. Bases 168 to 2030 code for a protein of 620 amino acids. NCBI's taxonomy places the organism in Eukaryota, Metazoa, Chordata, Actinopteri, Centrarchiformes, Centrarchidae. The record is from RefSeq and is a predicted model, not a curated record. The transcript is spliced from 7 exons.